Messenger RNA from Aaosphaeria arxii CBS 175.79, 931 nucleotides. Its product is annotated as RraA-like protein. The coding region runs from base 119 to 796 and encodes 225 amino acids. The transcript is spliced from 4 exons. NCBI's taxonomy places the organism in Eukaryota, Fungi, Ascomycota, Dothideomycetes, Pleosporales. The record is from RefSeq and is a predicted model, not a curated record.
GUACGAUGAUAGGUCUUAAAGAGACAAGCUUCGUGUAAACGAAACUCAGUUGACAGUUCUUUUAAAUCUAUCAUUGGAAUUAUACCUCUCUCAUCGCAACAUUAUUGCGUCAAACGCCAUGGCUCAACCCGCGGAAAUUAUUGCUGAGCUGCAAAAAUGGUCUUCAUGUGACGUGGCAGAUAGCUUGUCGAAACUUAAACACCCUGCCGGUGGCUUCUUGGAAGGACUGACUAUGUACUCGCCUGUAUUCCAGGCUGGACCCACCAAGAUAGUCGGACAAGCAUUCACAGUGAAAUUUGUGCCCAAGGCUGAUGAGAGCGCGCCGAAGUUGAAGGGCAAUUAUGUCGAUCAAAUCCCCAAGGGGGCUGUUGUUUUCAUCUCACAACCACCACCACACGUGAAUGCCGUGUACGGUGGAUUGAUGUCGUUGCGUGCUCAGGCAUUGGGCGCAGCUGGAGUGGUGAUUGAUGGACGAUUGCGAGACCUACAGGAGCAUCGUGAUCUCGGGUUCCCAAUGUUUGCCAAAGGCGUUGGAACCACAGCUGGCGGCGAAGUCUGUCGGCCCUCAGAGGUCAAUGUUCCCGUUGAACUAGCGUCUACAGUGCAAGAUGUGACAAUACAGCCGGGUGACUAUAUCAUUGCUGAUAUAGAUGGUGUGGUUUGCCUUCCCAGUGCACUGGCAGAGAAGUGUUUGGCUGCUAUUCCGGCGAUCGCGGCUGCAGAUGCGAAGUGUGCCGAGGCGAUUCGAGGGGGCAUGUCGGUGGAGGAGGCUUUCAAGACGUAUCGCGGUAAAUAAGAUCAUUUGUUCCUAAACUUUCGCGGUACCACGGGAUUUAUAGAACUCUUUGCAUUGCAUGGUUUCACAAUGGCUUGUGUUAGAAUGGUAUGUGAAACUUAUCCAAUUCAAGAUUGAGAGCUCGGUAUGUAAGGU